Molecule: messenger RNA, 1520 nt
Organism: Bubalus bubalis (water buffalo)
Lineage: Eukaryota; Metazoa; Chordata; Mammalia; Artiodactyla; Bovidae
Product: basic salivary proline-rich protein 4
Exons: 6
Coding region: 1-1323 (440 amino acids)
Source: RefSeq, a predicted model, not a curated record
AUGGGCAGGCCGCCCAGGGCGCCGGGCGUGCCGCGCUCCCACGGAGCCGGGAAACGGCGCUCUCGGCCUCGGCAAAGUCAUCGCCGGGCCAGGGCCGAGGAGGGCGGAGGGGCCCCGAACCCCGAGCGGGCGCGCUCUUACCCGGCCGUUGCGAUCGGUCUCCUGCACCUCCUCGGCGCUGGGCCCCCGCCGCACCAGCGCCCUCAGCAGCCCCACGUCCCUCCGGAGCGCUCUCCGCGCUCACCGAGCUGUACUCCUCCUCAUCUCCGUAAGGGUAGAAGGAGUCGUCCGAGGCGAUGCUGCGGGUGUCGGGCAGACUCGAGAAGUCCUCGUACUCCUCGUAGUCAGCUGGGUCCUCCCCGGCCUGCGCGUCCCGGGGUGAGGACGGUGGCUCUGGGGACACGCGGCGCGCCCCGCCGCCCUCCGGCCCGGGCCCGGCCAGCAGCACCAUGCCGGCGGCCGGGGCGCGGGCCGGGGGGCCGGGGAGCGGGCCGGGAGCCGGGGACGCCGGGCGCGCACCGAGGUCACCGCCCCUUGUCCCCGGCGGCCCCAGAAAAGCAGGAGGGCUCUGCGCGCUCCAGCUCGGCGGAAACGCGCGCCGGGCGGCCGCGCUCCAAGACUCGUGUCACCGGAGGCUGGAGAAAGCCCCUCGGGGGGUCCCUUUAUCUGCGGAGUCUAGACGGAUGCACGGGCGGAAGCCACCAACCCGGCUCAGACUCCGCUGCUGCUUGCCAAACUCAGAGUCGGCCCGCAGCGAUGGCCAGGGUCCCAUCCCCGAACCGUCCCCCUCAACCCCGGUCCCCCCAACCCCGGCCGGAGCCUGGCCUACCCCCCCACCCUGCCCCGUCGGUCCCAGCGCAGAGGGUGAAGCCCCGCCGCGGGGAGCCUCAGGCCUCCUACAGGAAGACGCAUCGUGGGACCGUGGGCCAAAUCCUCAUGGAAAAAGCUUUUAGGAUGGGGGAGAUGUGGCGUGAAGGUUGGGGCCGUCGGGGGACGUCGCAUCUUGGACAGAAACCUCAGCGUGCCUACCCGGUGCCAGCGCCUGAGAGGCCCUCGGGGCACAAAGCACCUGAAACAGGAGGCAAGGAGGGUGGGCACAACCUUUGGAAGGAAGACACAGCCAUGAAGACACAGCAAAAACUGGGGAUCUUCCCAACCCAGGGAUCGAACCCUGGUCUCCCGCAUUCCUGGCAAAUGCUUUACCCUCUGAGCCACCACGGAAGCCAGCACCAUGACAGUUCUUCAGAGGCUAACCAUAAAAGACCCAAAAUAGGGGGUAUCCCUAUUCUUGAAAACUCUCAACCCUUCACUGAAACAGAAUAAUUCUCCCACUCCUUCACUUACGGAAGUAUUCAGCCCAUAAAAACUAACCACCCAAAAUUUCCAGGCCUCUCAUCUUCUGAGAUGGUCCACACUCUGUGAGAUGUAUUUCUCUCAGGGCCCAUCUUGCCUUUUGAGGUAGACUACAUUCUGUCUAUGAAAUGUGUAUCUUUCUAAAUAAAUCCAAUUCUUACCUAUCA